GCUUACAGUGACGAACUUCGUUAUGGGCAGUAAGACUACUGCGGCGCCAUCUAGCCCCCCCUCGCUCAUCAACCUGCAGCUGGGCUGGCCCUCCCCUCGACUCUUUGCAGCAAGCGCUCUCUUAGAUGGCGCAACCCAAGUCCUGACCUCGGAAUCCGAGAGUGCAGCAGCACUCAUAUACGGCCCUCACAUUGGGCAUCCUCCACUCCGGAAGAGCAUUGCAGAAUGGCUGUCUUCCAUAGACUACGAGAGAAUCUCCAUCAACAACGGCGCGUCCGGCAACCUGUCGAAUGUACUGUUGAAGUUUACAGACCCCCUAUACACACGCAAAAUCUUCAUGGUUGAGCCGACGUACUUUUUGGCCUGUCCAAUCUUUGAAGACAACGGUUUCCAGGGUAAGCUUGCGGGAGUGCCUGAGAAUGAUUCAGAAGGUGUAGACAUUGCCUUUCUGCGUCGCGAGCUAGCCGCUACCGAAGCUCAAGCCGUUGAGGAUGCUGAGAAGCUCGGCCAACCCGCCAUCCCUACUAUCAAAGUGGGAAAGACAUACUCAAAAAUCUAUAAAUAUGUCAUUUACAUCGUUCCAACCUUUUCGAAUCCCAGCGGAAAGACGCUUUGCCCCCAGACCCGCAAGGACCUUGUCGCGCUCGCCCGAGAAUACGAUGCCCUCAUCGUAUCAGACGAUGUCUAUGACUUUCUGAGCUGGCCUGAGGACUCAUCCGCUCCAGAUGACGCAGUCGGAGCUGUGCCGCCGAGGCUCGUCGACAUAGAUCGCAACAUGCCCGGCUACAGCACAUGGGGAAACACCCUCAGCAACGGAUCUUUCUCUAAGGUUAUCGGGCCCGGUGUCAGAGUGGGCUGGGCGGAUGGCACGCUGGCGUUCGCCAAAGAGUUGGCCGAGGUAGGAUCUUCUAGCUCUGGUGGCGCACCUUCGCACCUCACUUCCACCUUCGUCGACAAGAUGCUGCGAAGCAGAAGUCUGCAGACACAUAUAGAAAAGACUCUCAUACCGACAUAUCGUGAGAGGUACUACGCCCUCAUGACCUCUAUCCGCGAUCUUUUAGUACCAUUGGGUGUCACAGUGGAGGGCAAUAACCCAGGACAUACCGCGGAAACGACGGCAGGAGGCUUCUUCACAUACCUGCGACUUCCAGAAGACCUUCCGGUGGCACGAACAGUGGCAGCCAUUGCCCUAAAAGAGAAACUACUCCGCGUCGCAUUCGGACACAUGUUUGUAGUCAGUGGGGACAAUGGUAGUGUUCAGAGAGCAGAGUCGAAGGGUGGCUUUUCCAGAUGUAUCAGACUUUGCUGGGCAUGGCAUGAGGUAGCCGAGAUCAAGGAAGGUAUUGAGAGACUAGCGGCUACCAUUUUGGAUAUCAGAUUUAGGUUGGAAGCUGGCGAAGACAUGAGUGAGCAGGUCUCCAUCGGAAUUAGGUAG
Messenger RNA from Colletotrichum acutatum, 1435 nucleotides. RefSeq names its product aminotransferase. Lineage: Eukaryota; Fungi; Ascomycota; Sordariomycetes; Glomerellales; Glomerellaceae. Gene Ontology annotation, biological process: biosynthetic process. Gene Ontology annotation, molecular function: L-2-aminoadipate:2-oxoglutarate transaminase activity; pyridoxal phosphate binding. The record is from RefSeq and is a predicted model, not a curated record. The coding region runs from base 23 to 1435 and encodes 470 amino acids. The transcript is spliced from 3 exons.